UAGGCAAUAAACCCGCCACAAGUUCAUUCCAGUAUCCAGCACAUCACAACGAUCCACAAUGGCACCAAUCCAUUUGCUGUCCAUUUUCGUGGCGUUUCUCGCCUCAGCUUCAGCUUCAUGCCUCUCGUUGCCACCUCGAACGGAAAACACCCUAGUUUUGGUUCACACGUUAUUCCGGCAUGGGAACCGGACGAUUGAGGACAACAUCUACCCUACCAAUCCCUAUGGGAAUGAAAGCUUCUACGCCCCAUAUGGGUAUUACCAGCUCACCAAGGAAGGUCGCAAGACAGAGUUCAAAAUAGGAGCAGCCUUAAGAGAACGUUAUGGCUCCUUCUUGGGAAGUGAGUAUAACAUCAACUUGAUCGAUGCCAGGAGCACUGUAGCCAAUAGAACGAAAAUGAGCAUGCUCUUGGUCUUGGCCAGCCUAUUUCCUCCCACUGGGGAGCUGGUUUGGAAUGAGGAUCUGCUCUGGCAGCCCAUCCCGUAUAAUACUUUCGACAACGACAAGGAGUUGUAUGGCCGGAAAGUUUGCUCCAACUACAAGAAAGCCUACAAAAAGCUGAUCAAAACCGAUGCGGUCUUGGAACAGCUGGAACCGUAUCAGGAGAUGUUUGACUACGUUUCUGAGCACUCAGGCUUGGAGAUCCAGAAGGCCAAGAAGGCCUCUGAUCUGUAUGUGGAGCUUCUGACUCAAGCAGCUUAUGGUUAUCCUCUAGAGGACUGGUUCUACACCUACGAAAAGGAGAUGCUGCGUAUUACCAUGCUUAGCUAUCGGUUGAUGGCUGGAACCACCAAGCUGAAGCGAUUGUCUACAGGAUAUUUCCUGAGGAAGGUCAUUGAAGACACCGAAAUUCGGAUUGUUAACCCACAUUCCCCCACCAAGCUCUACCUGUACUCAGCGCAUGAGAAGAACAUCGCCAACCUAUUGGUCACUCUGGAUCUUUUCGAUGACGCACUUCCGGCUUUUGGUAGCUACAUCAUUAUUGAGGUGCACUUGAUUGAUGGAGUUUACGGGUUCAAGUUCUUCUAUCAAAACUACAAGGAGGCGGAGCCAGUUUUGCUGACCAUUCCAGGGUGCGCAGACUUCUGUCCAGUGGAAACUUUCAAAGGCAUCGUUUCGGACUUUUUACCUGAGGAUUCUUACUGUGAGCUUGCCAGUGCUGAUGCGUCUUCUGAUGAUUAAGUGAAUAGUAUUGAACUAUAUGUAUUUCUGAAGAAA
Molecule: messenger RNA, 1219 nt
Organism: Dendroctonus ponderosae (mountain pine beetle)
Lineage: Eukaryota; Metazoa; Arthropoda; Insecta; Coleoptera; Curculionidae
Product: prostatic acid phosphatase
Exons: 7
Coding region: 59-1183 (374 amino acids)
Biological process (GO): dephosphorylation
Molecular function (GO): phosphatase activity
Source: RefSeq, a predicted model, not a curated record